AACCCUCGCUUACACAGAGCAGUGUGGACAUUGAUUUCAGGCAGCAGCACAACACAACAAGGUUUUGACUGAAAUUAGAAGACAUUGAAAUUUCAUAAUGAUGGUGGCGGGGAUGGAGGUUCCUGUCAUUGGCAGCGACUCCAUUAAAUGGAUUGACCUCACAAUUCCUUCAUCCAUUAACCGCCUUGACGACGGCGCUUUCGCUCCCCCCACGGUGGAUUCCGCCUACGCCACUUACAUCGACGGAGAUGCUCCUUUUCAUCUCAUUUGCCGAAUCCAUACUGGUCAACCAAAAGUUCUGGAAAUCUUCAAUCUCUCGCAGGAAUUCCCUCACAACCCUGGGCUCCGCCUUAGUUUCGCUCACCCACUCUCGCUUUUCGCUCUUGUUAGCCCCCAUCCAACCAAAUCGCACUACUUGCUUUAUACUGUCACAGUCUCGGGGAUUGCUUACUUCAUUAAACUUUCCAAGGACCUGACUUCCUUUUGCUCCAGGGACGAACUUAUAGAGCUUGAUGCGCGUGCUUAUUCUAAUUGUAAUGAGUCAAUUACUUGUAUGGCUGCAAACCCUGGAUGUCUUUUGUUUGGGAGAAAUGAUGGAUCUGUUACUUGCUUCCAACUUGGCUCGCUUCACCAAACUGCUCCUGGUUUUGUGUCUGAACUGCGUGAUGAUUCAGGGGUUAAUCUGGGUCGCUUUUGGGGUUUCAUGUCAAGGGGGAGGGUUGUUGGGGCUGUCCAGGAUUUAAUAAUAAAAGAGAUUGUUGGGAAAAGAGUUGCAUUCGUGCUUCACCAUGAUGGGAUUCUACGAGCAUGGGAUCUUUUAUCUCGAAACAGAAUUUUAAGUCAUGCGAUGGCUGUGCCAACAUCAAUUGAAGGAACUAUACCCACAAGGUUAUGGUUGGGUGACUCUAAUAAUGAUUCAAACAUUGUUCCUUUUGCCAUCUUGUAUAAGAGUACUGUGGAAGUUGGCAUGGAGAUGAUUUAUGUUUAUAGUCUCUGCUGUUCUACGGGGGAGAGGAUCAACUUGUCUGUUGAUUCUUCAGUCAAAAAAAUUCCUUUGGAUGAGGGGGCAUGCAUUGAUGUCAAACUUACGUCAGACAAGAUCUGGAUAUUAAAGGAUAAUGGAUUGGCAUCCCACCACCCCUUCAACAGUAAUACCUUGGAAGAGGCACACUGUUAUGCUUUACAUGAAGAAUUUAUUGCAGACCAACUGUUACAAAGUUCGGAACACACUUCAGAUGAUCUUAUAUCAAUAACCAGUUCAAUUUUUUCAUCUGGAAAGGAUCAUAUUGUGCCAUUUGUAUCUUCUAUUUUCUUUCGCAGGCUUCUGCAUCCUGGGAUUUACCAUAAUAUUGUUCUACGUUCAACAUUUUUAGAUUAUAGCAAGCACUGGACUGAUAAUGAAUUUCAGUCAUUAACUGUGGAUGAACUCAAAAAGGAGAUUCUUUCAGUUGUUGAACAUGAGAGUAUGGUUGAAAGUCCUAUAUCAAUAUUUCAAGGAUGGAAAAAAUUAUGUUGUCGAUAUUUUCAGUACUGGUGUAAAAAGAAUGCUCCAUGUGCUUUGAUUAUACAGUCCACCUCAGGUGCUGUUGGUCUUAUCAGAAAACAUUCAGUGUCUUUCUUCCGUAGUUUGGAAAGUACUGAGCUGCUUAUUGACGGGUUGUCAGAAGAUCUUGCUAAUCUUGGUAGCUUUGGCUUGGAUUUAUUUGAUGACAAUUCUGAUCGCGUGAUUCUUUUUGAAGUGCUCAGAUGUGUCAUAAACAUCAGCCAACAGUUGGGAAAAUCAGCUUCUUUUGUCUUUUAUGAAUCUUAUGUUGGCAGACCGAGUAUAUCACCCGAAGAGAUCAUUCCUCUCUUGGUGAAGAUGUUAGGAACUGGAUAUGCUCCAUCAACUAGAGCAAGCUAUUUAUCUUCUCUUGGAUCUGAUGUUGCUUUGGAGAGGGAACAGAUAGAUCAUAUAAAUCUAAGAAAAUUUUCUGUUGACAUGCUAUUAUCUCUUCAUGAUCUUUGCAAAAAAGCUGCCUCGUGGAAAAAAACAUUGGAUGUCAUAGAGAGCUAUCUACAAUUUAUUGUCCCUAAAAAAAUUUAUCAGAAUUUGGGUGCUGAGACAUUAUGUUGUCUCAACAAAUCCAUCUUGGUUCAUGCUUCCUGCCAGAUUGCAAAGGCGAUGUUUGAGUCUGCAUUCGACAUCCUUCUUUUUGUAAGCUAUCUGAUGAGCAUUGGUGCACAGAUUAACAUGGUUCAUGAUGACAUAACUAGAAUACAAGUUGACUUGAUUCCAAUGAUUGAAGAGAUUAUUUCUGAGUGGCUUAUCAUUCUGUAUUUUUGCACAACACCAUCAGAAUCACCUGCAAAUGAAGAUUUCAGUUCCCAGCUUUCACUGCUACAGAUUGAUAAUAAAAUCAAUAAAAGAUCAUGGAGGGAGAAACUCGGAAAAUGUGAUUUCACAAUAGCUUCUUUACUUCUACUAAAUAAUCAAAGUUCUUCUGGAUAUGAGAGACAUCCUUCUUUGGGAUGCCUCCUUAAUCCAAAUGACAUAAUUACUUCAGUGCAAAAGUUCACCAGUUGGAUAGUUUGGGGAAAUGCUAGGGAAGUGUCUUCUUCCUUCUUGAGGCGCUCAACUGAAAUAGCAAUUGUCCUUCUUAGGAAUGGCCAAUAUGAUGCUGUUGAGUACCUACUUGCUAUUGUUGAGGCCAAUGCAAGAAGGGAAAGGAAUUUCAGAAGCGUUCAAGAUACUAGUGGUGAUUGGUGCUUACUUCAACAUCUCCUUGGAUGCUGUCUUGUUGCUCAAACACAGCGAGGGUUGCAUGGAAUCCUGAAAGGGAGGAAAGUCGGUGAAGCUGUUUGCUGUUUCUUCAGAGCUGCAUCAGGAGAAGGAGCUUCACAGGCCUUGCAGAGUUUAUCUGAUGAAGCAGGGUUGCCAUAUCUUGGGUUUAAUGGUCACGUAUCUGCUGCAUGGAAGCUUCAUUACUAUCAAUGGGUAAUGCAGUUAUUUGAGCAAUAUAACAUUAGCGACGGUGCUUGCCAAUUUGCUCUUGCCGCAUUGGAGCAAGUUGAUGAACUUGACCUUAGAGGUGAUGGCUUUGAGAGAGAUUCAUCUAAUGAAUCCACCACUAUCAUCAAAGGACGUCUUUGGGCAAAUGUUUUCAAGUUUACGUUAGAUCUUAACCUUCUGAAUGAUGCAUACUGUGCAAUAAUUUCAAAUCCAGAUGAAGAGAGCAAGUACAUCUGCUUAAGGCGCUUUAUUAUUGUUCUCUAUGAAUGUGGAGCAAUAAAGAUUCUCUGCAAUGGUCAAUUGCCCUUGACUGGUUUAGCAGACAAGGUUGAGCGUGAACUUGCAUGGAAGGCGGAACGUACAGAUAUCUUGGCAAAGCCAAAUCCAUACAAAUUCCUUUAUGCAUUUGAAAUUCACAGGCAUAAUUGGCGCAAGGCAGCUAGUUACAUAUAUCUAUAUUCUGCUCGCUUACGAGCUGAUGCAGUUAUGAAAGAUCAGCAGCAUAUGUCAAUUACACUGCAGGAGAGGCUGAAUGCACUCUCUGCUGCUAUCAAUGCCUUACAUCUUGUCCAUCCUGCUUAUGCUUGGAUUGAUCCUCAGCCUGAAGGAUAUCCUCUUCGGAAUGAUCACUAUCCACGGAAAAAGGCUAAAACGACAGUGAAAGAACAGUCUGUUAAUGAUGUACCAGCUCAGAGGCAGCAAUUUUGCAUCGAUAUUGAGAAACUUGAAUAUGAGAUUGUGCUAACGUCAGCAGAAUAUCUACUUUCACUGGCAAACGUAAAGUGGACAUAUUCUGGGAUCGAAAAGGCCCCAUCUGAUCUGGUUGAGCUUCUAGUUCUAACAAAUUUAUAUGACAUGGCCUUCAGUGUUAUUCUAAAAUUCUGGAAGGAUUCAGAAUUGAAGAGGGAAUUGGAAAAGAUAUUCUCUACUAUUGCAUUAAAGUGCUGCCCUAUUACAUUUAACUCUUCUUGGACUAGACCGCACAGUCUAUUAUUGACUUCAUCCAAGGAUGAAUUGGUUGUUCACGGUUCACCUGAUAUGGAGCUCACCAAUGAACAAGCUAAGGCGAAUGGUCAUUGGGAAACUCUUGAGCAUUAUCUUGAAAAGUACAAAUAUAUUCAUUCUAGAUUGCCGGUAGUCGUUUCUGAAACACUUCUUCGUACUGAUCCACAUAUUGAAUUGCCUUUAUGGCUAGUUAAAAUGUUCAAGGAAAAUCAGAGGGAGAGCUCCGGUGGAAUGGCUGGUCCAGAGCCUAGUCCAGCAUCCUUAUUUCGACUAUAUGUCGAUUAUAGUCGAUAUACAGAAGCAACAAAUCUGUUUCUUGAGUAUGUAGAGGUGUUUGCAUCGAUGAGACCGGUAAACAUAAUUAAUCGCAAACGACCGUCUGCAGUAUGGUUCCCAUACAACACAGUAGAGCGGCUUUGGUGCCAACUAGAGGAGUUGAUGAGGUCAGGUCACAUGGUUGAUCAAUGUGAUAAGCUCAAAAGGCUACUGUAUGAAUCUCUACUAAAUCAUCUAAAGCAGCUAAAGGUGGAUUCAGAUGAUGUUGUUUCUUCAGUAGGCUAAAGAAAAUCUCAUCACAAGGUAACAUCUUGAAUCAUUGAAAAACUCUGGUCUGGUUAGGGUUCUGAUUGCAUACCACAUAAGCGCUUUGUAAAGAGAAAUCACCAGGUUUUCCCAUGUCUUGCUGUUACCUUUCACAAUUAUAGUGCAGUGACUAAUACAAUCUAGUACCAAGCUUUUAUUUAAGAAAAUCCAAUAUGAAACUUGUAUCUCAACAGUAUAACAAUUGUAAUCACAGUG
Molecule: messenger RNA, 4795 nt
Organism: Hibiscus syriacus
Lineage: Eukaryota; Viridiplantae; Streptophyta; Magnoliopsida; Malvales; Malvaceae
Product: nuclear pore complex protein NUP160-like
Exons: 26
Coding region: 98-4558 (1486 amino acids)
Cellular component (GO): nuclear pore
Molecular function (GO): structural constituent of nuclear pore
Source: RefSeq, a predicted model, not a curated record